Messenger RNA from Ornithodoros turicata, 812 nucleotides. RefSeq lists its product as uncharacterized. The transcript is spliced from 5 exons. NCBI's taxonomy places the organism in Eukaryota, Metazoa, Arthropoda, Arachnida, Ixodida, Argasidae. Bases 163 to 681 code for a protein of 172 amino acids. The record is from RefSeq and is a predicted model, not a curated record.
GCCGACAGGCGGCGGUUUGUUUAAUGGCAGCCCCCUAGUCAUGCUUGCAGUUGUUGCGGUUGCUACGUUUUAGCGCUAUGUUGUGUUCCAUAGUCCGAACCUGAGUUUGUGUUUCGUGUUCAUUAACUCAUUUUUAGACUCUUAGUACUGAGUCCAACAGAGAUGGCAACGAAGGAAGAACGCACGUCUGAUCCUUGCCCCGAUAGCGAAAGUGAUGCCCCCGAAGAAGAGAGUUUCUCUUCGGGAAAGAAAGCAGCAACUAAGGUGUCGAAAGCGAUUUCCGAACUAAAAUCUCGUCGCCGAGCGGAAAGACUAGCUCAGCAUCGCAAGAAUUAUGCUCAGAAGGAGGCAAAGCGUCAGCAGCAACUGUCUUCCCUGUCAGAUAGUCGUCUGCCACUAGAGUUAUUGGGGUCCUUGGAUGGCGAGGAAGCUGUGCAACCCGUCGAGACCUUACCUGCUCACAAUAAAGAGAAAAAAAGGCAUCGCAGGCCUAAGGUCACAGAGAAGGUGUGUGGUCGCAGCAUCUUGCAAGUAAAGUUGUCCAGCGAGCGGAGGAAGUUGCCUCCGUCCAGUAGGUUUGCUUUCCAAGGAAGUCGUCCACGCAGAGAGACAGUGGCUUCCUUCCUCGGAAAACUCCAAAAGCAAGCCAUCCAAAGGGUCAACGGGUCCUGCCUACUGUAAAUUUACACAUGCGCUGUUUUUUUAAGAUGGUGUAAGGAAUGUACCAUAAAACAUGUUGCUUCAUGUGCAAGAAUGCAUGCAGCUUUCUGGCACAAUACAAUGCAGAAACAGUAAACCCUUUUGAACAUGUA